Sporothrix brasiliensis 5110 is the source of this 543-nucleotide messenger RNA. RefSeq lists its product as uncharacterized. Lineage: Eukaryota; Fungi; Ascomycota; Sordariomycetes; Ophiostomatales; Ophiostomataceae. The record is from RefSeq and is a predicted model, not a curated record. The transcript has 4 exons. The coding region runs from base 1 to 543 and encodes 180 amino acids.
AUGUCUGACGAAGAACUCGAUCGUGACUGGAAGCCCAACGGCCGCCGGCCCCAGUCAACGAUUGCGCGUUCUUUCUCACUCGAGCUUAUGGACAUCUUCCGUAUCGAGAACAGUGUUGCAGACCUGGAUGAGCAGGUUGACAAGCGGAAGCAGCAGGUCACAAGCCAGACCACCGAGCUUGAGGCCCUCGAGGCGCGCAUUCGCGAAAUGGAGGCUAUGCUCAAUAAGAACAAAAACCCCGCUGCCGGCGCGUCGCCGACAAGCCCCCGCAACGCCCGUCCCUCCAUCAACAGUGUCUUUGCGGACGCCAACACCAACACCGGCGGUCCCUCGGGCGCCGACACCCACUCCCAGAGCGCUACACCACGGCCAUUGGAGCACCGCCAACGGCAGCAGGGCCAGCAGCAGCAGCAGCAGCAGGUGGACGCACAGAAGUACGGCAGCAGCCGGCCAGGUACGGCACGCGCAAGCCAGCAGGCUGUGCCGGGCGCUUUGCCGCCAACCCCCGUUGGCAGUGAGGACGGUGAUGGCGACCGCUACUAG